GUAUUUUGAACAGCGCCGAUGGAUAAGAACCUCCAGCAUGAUUUCGAAGUUUGUCAAAUGAAAACUCGCGCGAUUUUCAACAAAGUUUCUUUAGUGAAUUUGUUUCGCGGAAUGUCAGAUAUUUAUUGUGCUGAACUGAGAUUACUUAGUUUAAUAAUAUCGACACUCACUGAAAGCAAGUACUGUACUGUGUGAUUAAUAUGAAAACAUUCCAUCAAGUGCCUCAUCUAUUACAUGCGGCACUCAUUGUUCGAACAAUAGUGACGGUGAAUCUUGAAAGUCAUGGAAACUGAAGUAACAAAACUGGUGGACGCAUCUAAUUUAAGGGAAGAAUUGCGACAGCACGGACCAAACACCAUUUUAAUCAGGAACGUUCUCAGACACUGGGUGCUAGGAAAUCAAGCCACAGAUCCAAUCAUCACACUGGCUCGCAGGAAUGGGAAAAUGACUGCAAUCAUCCUCAAGCAGACAGAUAGCGGAGGGACCACGUGGUGGCAGAUUUUCACACCCGACUCUCAACCCAACGAAGAUCUCCAAACUUUACUCACGCACCACAUUGACUGGAGCAGGGAUAGCUUAUUCUUCUCCAGUGUGCCAGUCGCAUUUCAGCCCUUGUUGCAUGAAAUUGCAGCAAAUAAAGGUGUUGAAUUGAUGGAAACUGACUAUCAGCAAAAACUUUAUGCUGUGAGAGACCGGAAGCGUCAGCAACGCUUGCUUUCUUCUGCCAGAAUGGUUGGGAGCAGAGCCCAACAACCUGCUGUGGCAUUCUCAGGGAAGCGUUCCAGGACUCGUUGGCAGUCCAUUCAGAACACAGCUGGAGAAGAAGCCAUGCUGAGAAUUGUUUUCAAACGGACUCCCAACGUUUCCUGA
Molecule: messenger RNA, 870 nt
Organism: Notodromas monacha
Lineage: Eukaryota; Metazoa; Arthropoda; Ostracoda; Podocopida; Cyprididae
Source: the annotation of a GenBank genome assembly